CAUGGAACUCCGUACCAUAUUAUGAUUCUGAGGGAUAUUCGCAAAACCUGGUGCUCAAGUGCGGUCUCGCUUCAAUGGAUCCUUGGUUUAUCUUCGUAUUUUCUCACGACUGAGACGGUAAAUUCCGUCCGUAUCUUCCCCUCGUAAGUCUCCCUGGAAAUCCCGAUUUAACAUCAAGGACACCGGAGGCGAACGAUAUCAGAUCCCCAUUCCGUCCCCUGGGAACAUUUUCCCCAAUAAAAACAAGACAGGCCCCCCCUGUGGAACCAGAAACCCUGCAAUCGACUUCAGAAGUGGAAGAAAACCGCAACAUCAUGAAAUCCGUUCUGUUUGCACUCCUGCUGAGCCUAGGAGGUAGCUGGGCUCAGAGGCAGCUUGCUUACAUCUACGAUCUACCCAACCAAAGCAACUUAGGAGCCUGGAGCGGUAGGACGGAAAGUUGUUCGGAUUUCAGGUACUGCGACACCUACAUCACGGACAAUAUGAUCUCUAGCACUCGCGUCACCGGCAUUUGGAUAUUCUACAGCGAAUACUUCUACAACUACCAGAACGAAGGAAGAGUAGAAUGGGUCUAUGGAGAUGGCUACAUGCAUAACUUGAAUAACGUCAACAACCAAGUCUCGUCUCUCAGGUUUGUCGGAAACCAAAACAACUGGAAAGCGAAUUCGAUCACGCUUUUCCAGUUCUAUUUUUUCCUUGGGCUCGCAUACUACGAUUGGACGGACAACACCCAAGUGCCAAGCGGGAUGUCCACGGUGGGGUCCCUCAUCAUCACGGGCCAAAAUUAUUGGACCGUCUACACGUCCACGAACUUCAGCGGGAACCGAGCUUGCAUCCGGGUCCAGCCCGGACAGUACGUGGGAUUCGCUCCGAAUCUGGACGAGUACGGCAUCUUUACGGUCAGGUCCUACCGGCGAGGGUGCUACGCCGACAAGAAGAUCACUCUCAACUCAGAUCAACACGGCUUCGCUGUCAAGACCUGGGAAUAAGUCGGCCACUCGCCUAUCACAACAUAAAUAAAGUUGUGGAGCCUUGUA
Messenger RNA from Darwinula stevensoni, 1037 nucleotides. Lineage: Eukaryota; Metazoa; Arthropoda; Ostracoda; Podocopida; Darwinulidae. The record is from the annotation of a GenBank genome assembly.